AUGCCCAGAACCCGAGCCCCCAUUCAGCUAGAGAGGAUGGAGGAGACAACCAAUAAAAUAAGCCUUGCACUAGAGAUCCAGAGAAAGGAGGAAGAGGAGGAGUCCAAGAGAAAACCUGAGUCGUCCCAGGACUGCCGGAGUCUGCCCUGCCUGAACGGGGGUACGUGUGCGAAGGGCGGCGACUCCUAUAUCUGCGACUGCGUAUCCGGGUUCAAGGGCAGGCAGUGUGAGCUGUUCUGCCAGCGAGUGCCCCACCCGUGUACCCGCCUCUACUCUGAAACCAAGAGCGUGCCUGUCUGG
This is a messenger RNA of Oncorhynchus masou masou (cherry salmon), 300 nucleotides long. RefSeq names its product sushi, nidogen and EGF-like domain-containing protein 1. The record is from RefSeq and is a predicted model, not a curated record. The transcript is spliced from 4 exons. Lineage: Eukaryota; Metazoa; Chordata; Actinopteri; Salmoniformes; Salmonidae. The annotation marks the transcript as partial.